Molecule: messenger RNA, 702 nt
Organism: Naegleria gruberi
Lineage: Eukaryota; Heterolobosea; Eutetramitea; Acrasida; Naegleriidae
Exons: 2
Coding region: 1-447 (148 amino acids)
Source: RefSeq, a predicted model, not a curated record
AUGUCGGAACAACAAGAUCAAACAUUUAAUCCAACUUCGGAACAAGCAAUGAUGGAUUUCGAUGCUACAAAUCAGGAUUUAUUAAUGAUGCAAUUAAAUGAUUUAACAUUUGAACAAAUUGAACCAUUAUUUAAUUUUCUUCCAAAGAUGAUGAGUGUUGUACAAGAAUUACCUAAAAGUGAAAAUGGAGAAAGUGUAACACUUCUUGUCAAGGAUUUAUAUGAUUCUUUAAAGAAUGCAGAGGAUUUUCUCAAUUCAUUAGGAGGAGCUGAUAAAACACAAGAACAACAAGCCAAAAUUUAUGCUGAAAAUUUAAUUAAAAUUAAAGAAAAGUCUGAAUUGAUAGAACAAUACAAAACUCUUGAAGUUUUUGAUAAUCUUUACAAAUUGGAAGAGCCAUCAUCAUUUGACAUGAGUACUCCUUCCAAUGACACUAGCAAUCAAUAAUUUGUAGACUUUCGUUUAAAACAUUGUAAUAAUAACCAGAUAAUGUAAUCCAAACCAGUUUACCAUCAUCCAUAACAUUCAAUUCACAAUUGUACCUUCUCUCUUGUUGAUAUUAUUAUGAUGGAUGAACUUUGAAAUUGACUACAACACAGCGAGAGUUCUUCAUUGCUGCCAUCACAGUGUUGAACUCGUGAGAAGCCUUUACACAAGAGAGAACAAAAGAAGAGACAGCUAUUAAUAAACCUUUUUACAAUU